Molecule: messenger RNA, 660 nt
Organism: Ostreococcus lucimarinus CCE9901
Lineage: Eukaryota; Viridiplantae; Chlorophyta; Mamiellophyceae; Mamiellales; Bathycoccaceae
Exons: 1
Coding region: 1-660 (219 amino acids)
Biological process (GO): mRNA splicing, via spliceosome
Cellular component (GO): spliceosomal complex; U4/U6 x U5 tri-snRNP complex
Source: RefSeq, a predicted model, not a curated record
AUGGCGGGCGCGGCGGGCGUCGACAACACGCAGCGUCGCAAGUGGGACCGCGACGCGUACGCCAAGCGCGCGGCGGAGCGCGAGCUCGCGGAGAAGGAAUCCGAAAAGAAUGGCGGCCGCCCGGCGCCGCCGGCGCGCGGCGCCGCGGGCGCGAUCGUCAUGCGCGAGGACCUGCGCGUGGAUAAGAUCAUACAGAGGGACUACAAGCGCGACAUCGAGAGCCGCGUGGGGACGAAGUCGAUCGUGAACCCGGAGACGGGCGCCGGGAUGGGGUUUCAGUGCAAGGAGACGGGGGUGGUGCUGCACGACUCGGCGGCGUAUUUGGAUCACAUCAACGGGAAGAAGCAGAUGAAGGCGCGAGGGAUGUCGAUGCGGGUGGAGCGGUCGACGGUGGAUCAGGUGCGGGCGAAGUUUGAGGCGGUGAAGAAGCGAAAGGCUGAGGAGAAGGCGAACGGGGGGAAGGCGAAGGCGUACGAGGAGAGGUUGGCCAUCGCGGAGGCGGACGAGGAGACGAUGCGAGCGAGAAAGAAGGCGAAGGAGCAGGCGAGGAAGGCGAAGAAGAGAGCGGAGGAAGAGGCGGCGCUGAAUGAGUUGUCGGCGGGGGUCGAUCCGGAGAUGGCGGCGAUGAUGGGAUUUUCGGGUUUCGGCGGCGGCAAAUAG